AUGCGUUUCCUAGCUCUCUCAUCGCUUAGCUUGUUUGUCAGCGCUGCCGCUGCAUACGAGGAGUUGCAGAAUGCAUGCGAGGAGCUUGCAGCUGUCCUCCCUAACAACACCUUUUACCCCACGGCUCCAACAUACAAUGCCUCAGUUCAGUCGUACCCCUUCCUUCAGCAAAGAGUUCACCCUUCUUGUAUCUUUCGCCCAAGCACACCUAGCGAUGUAUCUACAGCCGUUACCAUCCUAGCGCGGACAAAUGGCACCAAGUUUGCGAUUAAGGGUGGAGGCCACAACCCCAUGGUCGGCUCUAACAACAUUGAGAAUGGUGUCACAAUCGACAUGCAGAGUCUGAACAAGGUGCAGGUCGCAAAGGGCGACAAGGUGGUCAUGGUCAAUGCCGGAGCACUGUGGCAGAAUGUUUAUGACGAGGCUGACAAGCGUAACCUGACGGUUAUGGGUGGACGAAUUGGUGUUGUUGGAACUGCUGGUUUCCUGACUGGUGGCGGUAUCUCAUUCCUGAGCCCCGAACACGGCUGGGCAUGUGAUGCGGUAGUCAACUUUGAAGUCGCGCUCGCCAGUGGCAAGAUUAUCAACGCCAACGCGACAUCGCACUCUGACCUCUUCGCCGCCUUGAAGGGUGGCCAGAAUAACUUUGGUAUCGUCACACGCUUCGACCUCAAGGCCUACCCCACGCGUAAAAUCUGGGGUGGCCGAACCGUGUACGGUCCCAACGCCACUACAUCUUUGCUGACAGCAUACACCAACUUCAAGAUGGGCACAUAUGACCCGUAUGCCGCUGGUUGGGUGACCGUACGAUACAACCACACAGCUGCUACCUUCAGCCCAGUGAGCAUCAUGUGGUACACCAAGACCGAGCAGAAGCCAGGCGCGUUGAAGGAAAUCACCGAAGUGCAGCCUCAGGUGAUGAACGGCAGGAUUGAGGCGCCUAUCAGCGAGCACACGAGGAACGCCUCGCGCCAGGUUUCCGCGAACCCCCAACGAACCAUCUGGGCGACUACUUCUUUCAAUAUCAACCCAACUAUCAUGCACAGCAUUCACGCUAUGUGGAACAAGAUUGUACCCGAAAUCUGCAAGCAAUACGCUGCCGCGAAGCCUAUUGCAGAAAUUACCUUCCAGGCUCUUCCCGCGCCACCGCGCAACGGCACUGCGCCCAACAUCAUGGGAUUCAAGCCUGACGACACGCCUGAAAAGGACCUGAUCUUCCUCCAAAUCAUCUUCACCUUUGAGGGACCCGAGUCCUUUGACGGCUUCGAAGAGGCACUAAAAGACCUGGUUAAAAUGGUCAAAGACAUUACCAAGAAGGAGGGCGUCUACCACCCAUACCAAUACUUGAACUUUGCCGCUUCGUUCCAGGAUCCCCUGGGCAGCUACGGCAAGAAGCAGCUGAAGAAGCUGAUCAAAAUGGGGGAGAAGUACGACCCUGAGGGUGUUUUCCAGACACAGGUUCCUGGUGGAUUCAAGCUUAUUUGAGCGACUUGAGUCAUGAUUUUACUGCGUAUAUGAGGACUGUUUCUGUCUAUAGUCUAGACUAAUGUGCAAUAUUAAUGAGACAUCCACACGAUGUGAUGAUUUAAC
Messenger RNA from Exserohilum turcica Et28A, 1590 nucleotides. RefSeq lists its product as uncharacterized. Lineage: Eukaryota; Fungi; Ascomycota; Dothideomycetes; Pleosporales; Pleosporaceae. The transcript is spliced from 2 exons. The record is from RefSeq and is a predicted model, not a curated record. The coding region runs from base 1 to 1485 and encodes 494 amino acids. Gene Ontology annotation, molecular function: FAD binding.